CUCAAGUCUCACCUCAUUUCCCUCCCUCCAUCCUCCUCACCCUCCCACCCCCCAUUGCCUCCCCUCGCCACGACCAUGCGACCCGACGGCCCCCGCGAUCCCGUCGCAGGGUCUGAUGACGGGCCCUCCGCCCCCUAUCCCAUCCGCCUCUCCGGGCCGGUCAUCAAAGGGUUUGGGCGGGGCAGCAAAGAGUUGGGCAUCCCCACCGCCAACAUCCCCGCGGAAGGGCUGGACGAGUACCCGGAUCUGUCGGUGGGCGUGUACUACGGCGUCGUGGCCCUGGAUCCCGCCCGCUUUGCGUACGAGGACGAUGCCCCCAUCCUACCCGCCGUCCUCAGCAUCGGCUACAAUCCCUUCUACAAGAACAAAACCAAGUCGAUCGAAAUCCACAUCAUGCCGCCGCUGUCCGCGCCCUCCCCGACCGCGACCGCCGACGGCCCGGUCACCUUCCACAAACUGCCCGACUUCUACGGCACCCCCCUCCGCCUCCUGAUCCUGGGCUACAUCCGGCCCGAGUUCGACUACGUGUCGCUGGACGCCCUGGUGGAGGACAUCCGCGUGGACUGCGAGGUGGCGCGCCGCAGCCUGCAGCGGCCGGCGUAUGCGAGCUAUCUGGCGGCGGGCCGGGCGGACGAGGAGGACGUAAGGGGACAGACGAGCUGGCUGACCGGGUUCGAGUCCUGACCGAUGACGGGCGUGGGAGGGGAUGACAUGGCUGAGACGAUGUUUGUACAUACCAGACCACCUGCCUGACGUCAGGCCGGCUUUUCGCAGCACCGAUAGAGACGAUAGAAUACAUAGCGCCAUGCGUGCAUGCAUGCAUGCAUGCAUGCAU
Molecule: messenger RNA, 835 nt
Organism: Aspergillus heteromorphus CBS 117.55
Lineage: Eukaryota; Fungi; Ascomycota; Eurotiomycetes; Eurotiales; Aspergillaceae
Gene: fmn1
Product: riboflavin kinase
Exons: 3
Coding region: 76-684 (202 amino acids)
Biological process (GO): riboflavin biosynthetic process; FMN biosynthetic process
Cellular component (GO): mitochondrion
Molecular function (GO): riboflavin kinase activity
Source: RefSeq, a predicted model, not a curated record